CCCCUCCCGCGGCGCUGCUGGCUAAGCUGCUCCGGUGAGUGAGGGUCUAGGAGUCCGGGUCCGGCCGGGGGAGGGGUGGGAACGCCUCGGACUGCAGGACAGAGCGCCCCGGACCGCCGAGAUCCGGAGCAGGGGCCGCCGCCGGGUCGCCGGAACGGCGGGGAGACCCGGAUCCCGCGAGACUCUUCCGCCCCACUUCCGGGGCCGCCACUUUCACUUUCUUUUCCGUGGAGGCUGCUCCCCUCCCUCUCCUGACUGACAGGGGCCGCUGCGCCGGGGAGGGAGUUGGGCUGAAAUCCCGCGCCCCGGAGGGCGCUUUUCCCCAGCAGGGAAAAGGGGAGGCCCUCCUCGGGGACUCCCAGCGCCGCGGCUGUGCGUCGUCCCUCCACGCAGCCAGGCCUGUCCCGUUUCCUCUGUUGCCCUUUGCGGGCUUGCCUUGGUGCCCCCUUUCAUCUCCCACGCGGGGUCCCGGCCCGUUCCCUACCCCAGGCCCCAUCCCCGGUCCUCGGGUAGUGUGAUGCUACCCGACUGCCACCGGGGACACCGAGGCACAAAGAAGGCUUGGGCCGCGCCAGAGGUCACCGGCCUGGACUGAGUUGCUCGUGGUCGCCCGUCCUCUAGCAAGUGACCGGGAGGUGGCAUUUCCCCGGAGCUGCAGCCCCUGCCUGGGGGGAUGGGCACAACCACGCCAGAUGGACGAGAAGAUCAAGAAAGCUGAGGAGGUGGCCCAGAGACUCACCCGAGCAGUGGCUGGCGGGGAUGAACAGGUGGCUAUGCAGUGUGCCAUAUGGCUGGCAGAGCAACGGGUGCCCCUGAACGUGCAACUGAAGCCUGAGGUCUCCCUGACACAGGAUAUCAGGCUGUGGGUGAGCGUGGAGGAUGCGCAGUUGCACACGGUCACUAUCUGGCUCACGGUGCGGCCUGACAUGACGGUGGCCUCCCUCAAGGACAUGGUGUUCCUGGACUAUGGCUUUCCGCCAACCCUGCAGCAGUGGGUGAUUGGGCAGCGCUUGGCCCGGGACCAGGAGACCCUGCACUCCCACGGGGUGCGGCGGAACGGGGCCAGUGCCUACCUCUAUCUGCUGUCAGCCUGCAACACCUCACUCAACCCUCAGGAGCUGCAGCGGGAGCGGCAGCUGCGGAUGCUGGAGGAUCUGGGCUUCAAGGACCUCACGCUGCAGCCACGGGGCCCCCUGGAACCAGUCCUCCCGAAGCCCGGGGGCCCCCAGGAGCCGGGGCGGGGGCAGAACGACGCCGCGCCAGAGCCCCCGCCGGUGGGCUGGCAGUGCCCUGGCUGCACUUUCAUCAACAAGCCCACGCGGCCCGGCUGCGAGAUGUGCUGCCGGGCGCGGCCCGAGGCCUACCAGGUCCCUGCCUCGUACCAGCCGGACGAGGAGGAGCGAGCGCGUCUGGCCGGUGAGGAGGAGGCGCUGCGCCAGUACCAGCAGCGGAAGCAGCAGCAGCAGGAGGGGAACUACCUACAGCACGUGCAACUGGAUCAGCGGAGCCUGGUGCUGAACACCGAGCCUACCGAGUGUCCCGUAUGCUACUCGGUGCUGGCGCCCGGCGAGGCCGUGGUGCUGCGUGAGUGUCUGCACACCUUCUGCAGGUGCGGCCCUGACCCCACCCCCAGCGAUGUAGUUGCUCACGGCUGCGCAGUACCCAUGGCUGAAAGGGGGUGGGGCGCAGUGCUCUUACAUCUCCUUGGACGCCCACAGAAACCUGCGAGGGAGUGUCUACAGGGCACCAUCCGCAACAGCCAGGAGGCUGAGGUUGCCUGCCCCUUCAUUGACAACACCUACUCAUGCUCGGGCAAGCUGCUGGAGAGGGAGAUCCGGGCGCUCCUGAGCCCUGAGGAUUACCAGCGAUUUCUGGACCUGGGCAUCUCCAUUGCAGAAAACCGCAGUGCCUUCAGCUACCACUGCAAGACCCCGGACUGCAAAGGAUGGUGCUUCUUUGAGGAUGACGUCAACGAGUUCACCUGCCCUGUGUGUUUCCACAUCAACUGCCUGCUUUGCAAGGCCAUCCACGAGCAGAUGAACUGCAAGGAGUACCAAGACGACCUGGCCCUGCGGGCUCAGAACGAUGUGGCUGCCUGGCAGACGACGGAGAUGCUGAGGACCAUGCUGCAGCAGGGCGAGGCCAUGCACUGCCCACAGUGCCAGAUCGUGGUGCAGAAGAAGGAUGGCUGUGACUGGAUCCGCUGCACUGUCUGCCACACCGAGAUCUGCUGGGUCACCAAGGGUCCUCGCUGGGGCCCCGGGGGCCCGGGAGACACCAGCGGGGGCUGCCGCUGCCGGGUGAAUGGGUCUCCUUGCCACCCCAGCUGUCAGAACUGCCACUGAGCUGAGGAUGGCCUGGUCCGCAUGCUGACCCAGUCCCACAUCUGCAAGCUUCUGUGGGACAGGGCUGGUGCUUUGGCUCUGAUUUCUGGCCUGGGAGAUGCCUUUGCGCUUGGCUGAGACAGGGGCCCUGAAGAGGCCAAGGCCUCAGAGCUGUGUGGAUGGACUUGUUUGCUGUGGGCAUUGCAGAGGCCCUGCCUGAGCUGGCCAUUGUCCGCGGCUGUAUCUGCCCCAGUGCCUUUGCCCUUCCUCUGGGGCUUGCCAGCCAGACCUUUCAUCUCCUCUCUGUGGCUCCCAUCUCUGCCUAACCCAGCUUUAAACACAGCCCUGGCCGGAGGCCUUGCUGGAUGGAGCCUCAGAGCCCCGUGUGAGUCCACACUUCCCUCAUCCACCUCCCUCGUCUGCAGGACGCUGAGCACUCACAGCCUCCCACCUCCCCUGUUGGCUUUCUGGGGGUGACUUUUCUCUGGCUUUGCUGUUGGAGGCCUGGGGCUUCUUAGAAUUGCUGCUAAUUCUGCUCAGAGCCAAGAGGGAGACCUGGCAGUUUCUAAAGACAGCCCAGCCGGCCCAGCUUCCGUAUCUCCCUCUUUGCCGCCUGUGUAAACUAAUUAAAAUGGUUUCCCAGGAA
Molecule: messenger RNA, 2970 nt
Organism: Orcinus orca (killer whale)
Lineage: Eukaryota; Metazoa; Chordata; Mammalia; Artiodactyla; Delphinidae
Gene: RBCK1
Product: RANBP2-type and C3HC4-type zinc finger containing 1
Exons: 12
Coding region: 693-2345 (550 amino acids)
Biological process (GO): protein linear polyubiquitination; positive regulation of canonical NF-kappaB signal transduction; proteasome-mediated ubiquitin-dependent protein catabolic process
Cellular component (GO): LUBAC complex
Molecular function (GO): ubiquitin binding; ubiquitin-protein transferase activity
Source: RefSeq, a predicted model, not a curated record